Penicillium antarcticum is the source of this 1830-nucleotide messenger RNA. RefSeq lists its product as uncharacterized. The transcript has 2 exons. Lineage: Eukaryota; Fungi; Ascomycota; Eurotiomycetes; Eurotiales; Aspergillaceae. The record is from RefSeq and is a predicted model, not a curated record. Bases 1 to 1830 code for a protein of 609 amino acids.
AUGGAUUCCCCCGCCAAACGACGAAAAACUAGCGAAUCUACAGGGGCUGCUGUACCUCCAAACCUAGGUCCAAAUGUAUCAUGGCCAUCACGCCGACCCUCCUUCCAAUCCCCCACAAGGGCCAGUCUUGCGCGAUCGCAUCCAGAUGUGUUAGAGCGUGCGCUUAGCAGAUCUCCCAUCCGAAGGGCUUCAAGCAAAGGACCUGAACAGACGGACUCUCGAACAUUUGGACUGCGGGAUCGCAAAGCCCUUCGACCUUCGUUGAAUGCUUCCGCAAGCCCUCUCACUAGGCCCCGAGCAUCCGAUGCGCCAGAAGGAUCCCCCAACAGGCGCCCAAGUGGCAUACAGGCGUUCUCAAAGCCACCUCGCCGAAGUUUGAAGAAUAUUAUUCCUGGAGAUUUCAUGUUCGGGUCUCCAAUUCCACGGUCGAAGGUCCCCGACUCAAACACACCCGAAGGCCAAUUGGCAAUGGAGUUAGACGACGCUACACAAGAAGCAGAUACGGACAUGGGCGAUCAUGGCCCAAUGAUGGGCGAGGAUAUGCUUGAACCUGACCUUCCUCCCACCCCAACUCAACUCGGGCUGGAAAAGGCUCCAGAUCGGCCUAGAGGGAUGAUGAGCAGCAGCCCCAGCUUGCGACAGGAGAAACGGAUGAGACGACGAGAUACAAUGCCGUUGGAUGAAAGCCCUUUGAAAGCAGUCAAGUAUCGAUCCAUCACUCCUACAGAGUCAGAAACAAGUUUCCAUCCGGAACUGUCUGUAGCUGCGCAAGAAAAAUACAAGUCGCGCAAGACAAGUGCUGCAGAAUUGCAACGACUUAAAGACGAGGUUGACGAACUGGAAAGAUGGGCAAGAAAAAUUGAGUCCGAAGAUAACCUGAAAGGCGACAGAGGACUAGAUAGACUCCUGUCAUUGCUCACAUCAGAAGAGGCGAACCUCGAGAGCCUACCGGUUCCUCGCAUAGCCCCAAAGCCAAUAUCUUCUAUUCUCGCCACUCUACUUCCAUUCUCCUCGAAUAUACCUCAACCUAAACAACAGACAUCACUGCCAACAAAUCCAUUCGCUCUACAAGAAUCCUCAAAGGCACUACCAUACCUAACAGUAUUUGCACCACUGAGUCUCAAAUCCCGCACAAAUCGAUCCUCACGUAGAGAAGAGCCAUCAGAAACACACACUCUGACCUUCUCCGCCCCGUCUCCAUUCCCGUCGAAUAUCUACAAUGCGACGGUAGUCUACGAGACGAACCCAGAGACCCAAACUGUGGUGUCCGUGUCCGUUCCAACUAGCAGUGACAGCAAGAAAAGGAAAACGCCCGAGGCUCUCCGCCAAUGGAUUGAUACACGCCUAGACAAUCCCCUUUUAAAGUUGGACGUGUCCACCCUCUGCUGGGGCAUCAACCGAUACUGGGAGUGCUCAGUUACGCGAGCUCGGCUGUGGGCACACAUCGAUCACAAAUACAGCAACCAGGGUCUGCGUGGUAACAAAGACCCGUUGCCGGAAAAUGAGAACGGAGUUCUCAACAUGUCAGAGCUACGCCGACUAGUUCCUCAUCUAAACCGGAGUACAAUGGCCAUCAAACCCAAGUCAGCAGGCUCGGGUCCUCGUGUGCUAUUGUCCAUUACCUUAAGUCUGGAUGAUUGGACUGGAGAGCCACAACUUCGACCUGAGAUUAGUGUCUCAUUGGCGGGUGCAGAUCGAAAGAUCGACCAAGAGAUCAAGAAGUUGUUCCAUGCGUUGCUUCGUGGGAGUGGUGAUCUGGCCACGAGUGGCGUGGAUUCUGUAUUGAGAGCCUCUGAAGGUGCUCUCGGUGCGUUGUUUGGGGGUCUUUGA